This is a messenger RNA of Durio zibethinus, 518 nucleotides long. RefSeq names its product EG45-like domain containing protein. Gene Ontology annotation, biological process: systemic acquired resistance. The record is from RefSeq and is a predicted model, not a curated record. NCBI's taxonomy places the organism in Eukaryota, Viridiplantae, Streptophyta, Magnoliopsida, Malvales, Malvaceae. Gene Ontology annotation, cellular component: apoplast; cell wall.
AAAAAAUAUGGCUGAGGGGGCGAGAGCUGCGGUAAUGAUCAUGAUGAUGGCAAUGGCUGCAGCAACCCUUGUAUCGGUUGCAUCUGCAAUUCAAGGAACUGCUACGUUCUAUACUCCUCCUUAUGUCCCUUCAUCAUGCAAUGGAUUUCAAAACGAUGGAGUUAUGAUCGCGGCAGCGAGUGAUGCUAUAUGGAACAACAGGGCAGCAUGCAAUAAAAGGUACAGUGUGAGGUGCACCGGAGCCACCAACGCUGGCGUGCCACACCCUUGCCGGGGUGGCUCUAUUGUCGUAAAAAUUGUGGAUUACUGUCCUCCAGGGUGCCAGGGAACCUUUGACCUUUCUCAAGAGGCUUUUGCCAUGAUUGCUGACCCUAAUGCAGGCAAAAUCCAAAUCGAGUACACUGAGGUAUAAAUGGGGACAUAAAGACAAUGGAACUGCAAGCGACAAGCUGAUAAUAAUGAUAUCUAAAUAAACAGUCGAUUUGUAAUCUCUGCUGCUUAGAAAAUACUCAAAUAAG